GUCUAAUUGCCAUCCCUACCUCAAAGUCGAAAAAAAAAAUUUACAAAAAUAAUGUUCACCCAUAUGGGCUAUAUACACAAUACUAUUUGUCAAAUAUCCCAUAUAAAUCAGGCAAAACUCCUACCACUCCAUUAAACUACUUUACUUGCCCACAAAAUCUACUCUAAUGCCGACCCAAGAAUUCCUGAAAACCCUGAAAACAGCUAAAAGAGCAUUUCCUUCCACCAUUUCCUCUUCCCUCAACUAUGAACUAACCCCCAUUAAUACCCUUAUCAACUCUGCUUUCGACACCGUUUCAUCUCCCCACCAUACCAUUUCUUCUUUCCUCUCUUCUCUCUCCUCCCACCAACUCAUUUCCUUUCUCUCUGACCCAAAUGUCAAAACUUAUGAUUGUUUACGAAUCUUUAAUAUUGUGCUUCAUAAUCAAUCUGACCUAUCAUUUAAACCUGAUUUUCAUGCCCAUUUCACUGUCAUUUGCAGGCUAAUCAAAUCUAGGUUGUUCUCGGAUGCUGAGUUUCUGUUGAAAAAAUUAUUACUUGGCCCAAAUUACAGGUACCCUUUUUCUGAUUUUACCUCUUGGGUUGAAAAUUAUUGUAAAGAAUCUAAAAUUAUUACCAAGUUGUUAAAUAUGUUGCUCAAGAUGUAUUCUGAUCAUCAUAUGUUUGAUAUGGUAAUUACUGUAUUUGAGUACAUGGUGGAGAAAGAAGUUGAAAGAGAUGAGAGGACUUGUUCUGUACAUUUGUAUGCUUUAAUUAAAACUGAUAAGGUUGAUUUGGCUUUCGAGUUUUUUCGUCGAAUGGUGGAUUCGGGUAUGGAGGUUUCUGUGUUUUCAUUGACAAUUGUUGUAAGUGGUGUAUUGGGGAGUGAAAUUGCCACAGAAUUGGGGGAGAGAUCAGAAGGGGUUAGACCCAAUUGUAAACUAUUAUUGAUAUGUUCAAAAGGUGGGAGUUCGAGAUAGUUUGAUAUGGAACGCGAAGGUAUUGAGUUCAAUGAUACAACUUAUAAGCUUUUAAUUGAGGGGUAUUCAGGUUUUGGUAAGGUUGAUGAAGCAAGAAAGUUGCUUUUGGAGAUGCAGGACAAAGAUAUUGAGGCUGAGGUGCACUUGUAUGAUAUGGUCAUUAAGGGGUAUUGCCGAUUAGGAGAUAUAAGCAGUGGCUAUGCAUUACUUAGAAAAAUGCAGGAGGAAGACAUUGGCCCUUGUGGUGAUAUUUAUACAUGCUUGAUAGGUGCUAUGUGCAAGUUUCGUGUGAUGGAUCAGGUGAAAGAGUUGGUAGAUGAGUUGCUAAACAAUGAGGGAGGUGAGCUGAAUGAUGUUGUGCUCAAUGCUCUAGUUGACGGAUAUCAGAAAGUUGGGAUGGUGGAUGAGCUUGAAGAAGUUAAACGUAUGGUGAAAGUGAAGUGCCAUCCUGAUCAUAAAUCUUGUCAGGAUUCCAUUGAUGCCGUGCUCAAAGAUUGGUGAACAAUGAUGACAGAAUGAAAGCCUAUGAUAUGCAUUUGUCGCCUGUUUAACAUUGAAGAACGGAUGGAUGGUCCUGCACUUAGCUCUGAACUGCAAAAAAAUGAGAUAUUUUCAACCAUGUAACAUCAAGAUCUACUCAAAAGCCUUGUCUAGUUCGUUUUUGUCUGCGAUUUGGGCAGUUCAUGAUAAGCUCUGGUUGCAAGAUACUUGAAUGGAUUGAUACAUUUCAAACAAAUUUUUGGGGAGGAUAUGUAUAGAUGCAUAGCUAAUUUGUGUAAUUGUGAUAAUCGGCGGCCCAACUAGUGGUAAUGUGCAUCACAGUCAAGUUUUAUUGGAAGGAUAACGCACCAGUUCUUUCCUAUCAUUGAGAUGUUGCACUGCUUAGUAGUUUAUGAUCCAUAAGAUACUGAGGGGUCUUUCUUGUAGCUGUCGGAGCUGUUGCAAACAUACGCAUAUAAGAUCCCUAGUGGAAUCUUGUGAUCCUUGUGCAAAUUAUCGUGUCGUGCAUUUCCUGAGACUCGGAAAAUACAGCAGUACAGCAUUAUGUACCAUCUACCGGAGAUUAAAAUCCCUGCAAAUUCUAUAUAAGGCAUACUAUUUGGUGCAGCAAACAGUGAAGCAGAAACAGAGAAUAUUAUUCUUUUGUCCCAAAAUAUUUGCUCUUUGCCAGUUCCAUUACAUCAGAACAUGCUGAACUAACGUAGUCUCUGCUUAAGCUUGAUUCUAUUGUUUGGAAAUAAGACAAUUCCGUCCCAUUUGGUAAAUGAUAAAGUAAUAGAUAGUGAUAUAGGUUGUAUACAUAUAGUUUUAGACAGAAAAUAUCAUGUCAAAGCCAAUUGUAACUAAUGUCCAUGCCCAAACUCGUGUUUGUAUUCAUAGUACCCAUUAUUACCUUAGAAGUGAUAUUAAGUGGGAAUGAAAUUUUAUGAAGAAAAUGACAUAAUUAGGGAUAUGGUUCUACUACCAUGACAAUGUGUAGGGGAUUUUCCUUACAAGUUUCAAGUUUGUGUACUUUAGGCUAUGUUUCGAAAAUUUGAAGGUGAAUAUAGAAGCACCUUUCUUUAGGUGAUCACGGUUUUCAAUGAACAUUUGCAGUUUUAGAAUGAAUAUUUGUAGGAUCCACCUCAAUUUCUCUUUUCUCAACUUUUUUGCCCCAUGUGUGUUGUAAAGAGACAAACAUACAGUUUAUUUCAAUGAAUAUUGUAGUAUAAUGAAUACAUGUUAUUGUUGAUUUAAGAUUUACAAUUUCGAAAUGAA
Beta vulgaris subsp. vulgaris (sugar beet) is the source of this 2716-nucleotide messenger RNA. Its product is annotated as pentatricopeptide repeat-containing protein At2g28050. The record is from RefSeq and is a predicted model, not a curated record. NCBI's taxonomy places the organism in Eukaryota, Viridiplantae, Streptophyta, Magnoliopsida, Caryophyllales, Amaranthaceae. Gene Ontology annotation, molecular function: protein binding.